AUGGGCUUCAGCUGCCCCAGCAGCUCCUCCCGGGACCACUUCAGCCACUCGCGCCGGUCGCUGCUGAUGGAACAGAAGAUGGGGCUGCAGCCCUUCCCGCAGUCCUCCAGGGCCGGGACGUUCAGCUUCAUGUGGUCCUCGCGCGUGGUCUUCCCGUCCCUCCGCUUCUUCCACAGAUUCUUCUCUGAUCAUGCCCUGAGCCGCGAGCUCCUGAGUGUUGGUUACGGCCUGGCCGAAGCCGGGCCGGGUACCCAGGUCCCGGCUUCCCACCCACAGGACAACCCAUGCUCCACCGGAGGCUCACGGCCCUCCGCACCCCUCCCCCACCAGCGCUCUGCCCAGACGCCUCCGCUUCACCGGCCUCCGGGCCCAGCGUACCCCAUCCACACUCCGGCUCCAGCCCGAGCCCCCACCCUCCCGCGGGAGCAGAUGGGAGCUGGAGGAUGCUCUCCGCGCGGGCUCCGGGAGCCCGGCUCCGCCAGGUGUCCGCGGUGGGGGGGGAGGCGGCCGGUCCGCGCGAGCUGCGUGCAGGGCAGCCGGGUCGGGGUCAGGACUCCGCCCCAGGGCGCAGGUGCGCAGUCCCGACCCGGCAGGCUGCCAGGCUGCGGAGCGGCCCGGGCGGGGGUCCUCGGAGAAGCCCCGACGUGCGAGGGUCCGCCGCCCGCCCGCACGCAGCGGCGCUCCAGAGACGCCGCGGGACAGAGCCCGUCCGCCGCGGGGCCCUGCGCGUUGCGGCGCCCCCUGCCGCGGGGGAGGAGGACGGGAGCCGGCGGGGGCGAGUCCGGAGGAGGGGCGGGGGUCGCCGCGCCGCGCGCCCGCGGCCGAGCCCGGAGCGGCGCCCCCUGGCGCGGGGGCGGAGGCGGGGAGAGGCCCCGGCUCUUACCUCCCGGGGUCCCGCGGGUGACGGCGGCAGCGGCCAUUCUACCCCACACCGACCCCCCCCCCGCGCCUGCUGACAGCAGCGUCCGACGUCACUGCGCACGGGGCGGGGCCUCCCCGUUAAGGGGAUUGCGGGGGGACGGGUGCAGCCAGGCAGCCCGGGGCGGUGGCCGCGUUCGGGGGGGGGGGGGGGGCGGCGCGCCGGGGGCAGGUUUCCGGGGUGUCGGGGACCCCGGGGCUCGGCGGGAUCCAGCCCGACUUCACUUUAGCUGCGUCCUGGUGGAGCGGACGGCGGCCUCCCUCCCCGCGGGCCUCUCCAUCACUGCUCCCCCGGCAGAGAGACACUCCGGGCUCGACUCGCUUGCUUUUUAAUGCCAGAACAGAGGAGUG
Messenger RNA from Mustela erminea (ermine), 1269 nucleotides. Its product is annotated as translation initiation factor IF-2-like. The record is from RefSeq and is a predicted model, not a curated record. NCBI's taxonomy places the organism in Eukaryota, Metazoa, Chordata, Mammalia, Carnivora, Mustelidae.